Molecule: messenger RNA, 2423 nt
Organism: Suillus fuscotomentosus
Lineage: Eukaryota; Fungi; Basidiomycota; Agaricomycetes; Boletales; Suillaceae
Exons: 8
Coding region: 137-2293 (718 amino acids)
Source: RefSeq, a predicted model, not a curated record
CCACAACAUACAAGGUAUCGAGGUCCACACACAUUAUAUUAUAUGAUGUAGAAAGAGCCACAGCAACUUCUAAUUGUUCUUCUUCGCAUAAAAUUCAAGUCAUUCAUACAAGUCCACCAUCUUCCCCUUUGAUACGAUGGUCCCCCCCGCACCCGACCUCGAGAAUGAAAUCUCGAACUCAGUCGAUAAGCUGCAGAAGCUGUACCCGGGCGAAUUGGAUGCAAAGAAACACCUAUACUUGCCUCAUGGCAAGUAUGCAUUCGCCGCUAAACACACAUUCCAUGGAAAGAAUAAAAAGCAAAUAGGCCAUCUCUCAGGGCACGCAUACCGUAUAAACGUCCGAAGUGGCGUUAUUGCUGGACAUAAUGUUACCUGUCUCUGGAAAACUUGGGAUGUUUCUAAAUCAUGGAGAGAGUUCUUUCAAGAGUUAUACUUCUACUCUCAUCCACAGCUUUUGAGAUGGCUUCAAGGAAUCGUCGUUCCACACGUAAUUGGCGUACAUGAUGGAUCUAAUGGACAAAAAAGUAUUUUCAUGGAACCACCCCAUCACAUAUCCUGGCAUACGGCACAUCUAGGAUUGUCCAUUGGCGAGAAACAGGCAGUUAUUCGAGCUUAUCAAACCUUGCAUGCACACGGUAUCCUGCACAAUAACAUCGGCGCCCAUAACAUAUGCAUAGAUCAAGAUAUGAACGUUAUUCUACUAAACUUUGAAAAAGCCUGCUGCUUGAAAGACAAGGGAAUAGACGAAGUCCCCGGGUGUGAUCAGGAGGCGUUGGUGCGAGAAAUGCGACAAGUAAAAUACUUGAUUUCCUACAUGGAUGCGAGGCUUAUUGAAAACGGCAUCAUUACAACCUCACAAGCUUAUACCGGUGAACGACAGACCCAGGCGCUCAAUCUCGACGAUUCUAUUCGCUGGCUUAAACAUGUUGAAAACACCCAUACCAUCCCGAUCGAGAUGCGUCAUCGGCCAAUUCCCAAUGAUGGACGUAGAAAACCAAAGAAAAAGGUCAAAGCUGGAGCAGUCAGUCAAUGGGAAUCAGGGGGGCUUGCGCAAGAUACUGGUGAUUCUGGAUUCUAUAGUGAACCGAUUGUGCUUCCCAUUCUUCCGCCGCCUGCCGAAUCGUCAUCCUCCGCAAUCAUGGCUACGCCUUCGCUACAAUUAGACCCUCCUGCAGCUAUACACGAUCUCUUUUCCGUAAAUCAGCUUCCACUACCAAAUCCUGGUGCUGCACUGCCUUCUACUUGUCCCGAAGAGGACAUUUAUCGUACGCAGGACAGGGAUAUCGAUGUGCAGCUUCCGCCGUUCCAAUCUGAUCUUGAAGGCUUUCAAACUGUAUCAAGAGGCCUGCAUGGUAUCCCUGUCCACUCGUCAUCAGUCUCUCCCUGUACCCCUACCCUAUCACUGCUCCCAAGUACACCCAAUUCGGACACCUCGGAGCGAAUUUCACAAACACCUCUAUCUUGCCCACCUUCGUCUACUCAUCUUCAAAGUCGCACCUCCGUUCCGUAUGUCGACCAACCACCUUCACCUAAGGUGUUCUGCGACCUCACACACGAGCAACUUCGCCUCGCAAUAAAGCACCACAACGUCGAUGUAGACGCUAGAUUAUCAUCGCGCGCUGCAAUAACCACAGACAAAAACAACGUCGUAUUUCACCCCGACACCAAUGACAAUGGCACAUACGCUACGGGAAGCGAUCCCUUUCGCAAGCGGAAGAAAAGACUGGCGACCUACCCCCUUUUUCUUGGAAGGCUCUACUCGACUGAGGACGAGGAAGAUGAAAUGCCUGAGCCUGAGGUCGACGUCGAUUUCGAAGAACUCGUCGAGUCAGCUCAUCUCGCCAAACUCAGAGGGCGCCGACGUAUGUCACGUUCUGCUGUGAUACCCGACAUGGUUCUCACCAAACCCGUGUGGCCUGAUCCAGAGGCAAAACAUCUCACCCAACGAAGUCCUACCACACCAUCUUCACCAGCAUUGUCCUCGAUCAGCGAGGAAGAGAGUUCUGGCGAUACUCCAGGAGUUUGGAAGCUCCCCGUACCUGCGUUCAUGUUAAUCAAGUCGUCUGUGGCGAGGCAGCCACAGGCUCAGAAACUCCGAGUAGAACAGGUCCCUCAGCUGCGAGGCCAUUCUCUAACAAAUUACUGCUCUCUGCGGACACUAAAUCAGGACACACAAAGUCGAUCUUCCAAGAAGCGGGAUAUCGACUGCGUGGAAGGGAUUGAAUGUUUGGAACGGACGUCGAAGCGUGCACGCCAGGACCAAUCAACGCUUAGCUCAUGCAUCAUAUGUUAGAUCAUACUCAAGUCGGACCACUCAGCCCUUAAUAAUUAUUCUUUCGAUAUUGGUAGUACUUUACAAUCAAAUGUACAAUCACGGGUAGAAGAUCAAUUGUAAUUCAAGUUUCAUAUCUUGUAGCUCUUCA